This is a messenger RNA of Urocitellus parryii (Arctic ground squirrel), 774 nucleotides long. RefSeq names its product kallikrein related peptidase 7 (gene Klk7). Gene Ontology annotation, molecular function: serine-type endopeptidase activity. The record is from RefSeq and is a predicted model, not a curated record. Gene Ontology annotation, biological process: positive regulation of antibacterial peptide production; proteolysis. Gene Ontology annotation, cellular component: secretory granule. NCBI's taxonomy places the organism in Eukaryota, Metazoa, Chordata, Mammalia, Rodentia, Sciuridae.
AUGGAGGGAUCCCUUCUCCCGUCCUUGCUAAUUCUACUGCUGUCCUUAGCCCUGGGGACUGCUGGACAAGAUGAUCAGGGUGACAAGAGUGGGGACAAGAUCAUCGAUGGCUUCCCGUGUGAAAGAGGCUCCCACCCGUGGCAGGUGGCCCUGCUCAAGAACAGCCAGCUGCACUGCGGGGGCGUGCUGCUGGACGAGCGCUGGGUGCUCACCGCUGCCCACUGCAGGAUGAGUGAGUACAACGUGCACUUGGGCAGCGAUCGGCUGGGGGACAAGAGUGCCCAGAAGAUCAGGGCCUCAAAGUCCUUCCGACACCCUGGCUACUCCACCAAGACCCACGCCAACGACCUCAUGCUUGUGAGGCUGAACAGCCGGGCCAGGCUGUCGUCGAAAGUGAAGAAGGUCGACCUGCCCUCCAGCUGCGAACCCCCGGGCACCACAUGCACUGUCUCUGGCUGGGGCACCACCACCAGCCCUGACGUGACCUUUCCAGCAGCGCUCAUGUGCAGUGAUGUCCAGCUCAUCUCCUCCAAGGACUGCAAGAAGGUUUACAAGGACCUCCUGGGGAAAACCAUGCUGUGUGCUGGUGUCCCUGACUCCAAGACCAACACCUGCAACGGUGACUCAGGAGGACCAUUGGUGUGCAAAGGUACCCUGCAAGGUAUAGUGUCCUGGGGAACUUUCCCUUGUGGCCAACCCAAUGACCCAGGUGUCUACACCCAAGUCUGCAAGUUUACCAGUUGGAUAAAAGAGACCAUGAAAAGGUAUCGCUAA